AUGUGGGGAUGGGAAUGGCAAAUUCCAAGAUUUUCCUUUGCUCUGCUCCCUGCAGGCCUGGAGGAGAUCCCACGGCCCUUCCAGGAUUCCGGGAAUAUUUUGAAGCAAGGAUACCUGGAGAAGAGAUCCCGAGAGCCCAGCUUUUUCGGCUCAGACUGGCACAAGCGCUGGUGCGUCCUCACCCAACGGAAUUUCCUCUACUACGCCAACGAGAAAAGCAAGCAGCCCAAAGGCUCCUUUCCCAUCGAGCGCUACCAGGCCCACCUGGAUCCCCAGCUCCGGAAAGAUUCCCGGAAAAAAUGCUGCUUCCAGCUGUUCUGUCCCGGAAAACGCUCCUACGAGUUCGCAGCUCCGAGCCCGGCCGAGGCCCAGGAUUGGGUGGAGCAGAUCCGGUUCCUCCUCAGGGACCUGAGCUCCCUGACCAUUCCCUGCGAUGAGGAUGAGGAGGAGGAGGAGGAGGAAGAGCUCUCCAAGGACCGGGACAGCUCCGAUUCCAUGAACAAUUCCCAGAAUUCCACCCUGAACCCCGAGGAACAGGAGCUGGAAGACGAAGACAUCUACGAGGUGAUGCCAGAUGAGGAGCUGCCUCCGCCAUUCCCGGAGGAUGAGGAGGAUUUCGGGAGCGAGGAGGAAAAUUCCGACUGGGAUUAUUCCAAUUACUACCAGGGAUUGUGGGAUUGCCACGGGGACAAUCCCGACGAGCUCUCCUUCCAACGGGGCGACAUCAUCCACAUCCUCAGCAAGGAGUACCCCGGGUACGGGUGGUGGGUCGGGGAGCUCGGCCGGGACAUCGGGAUCGUCCCAAAGGAAUUCCUGGUGCCCGCCUUCGACCUGGAGCCGUGA
Molecule: messenger RNA, 843 nt
Organism: Melospiza georgiana
Lineage: Eukaryota; Metazoa; Chordata; Aves; Passeriformes; Passerellidae
Gene: SKAP1
Product: src kinase associated phosphoprotein 1
Exons: 8
Coding region: 1-843 (280 amino acids)
Cellular component (GO): cytoplasm; plasma membrane
Molecular function (GO): protein binding
Source: RefSeq, a predicted model, not a curated record